Suillus bovinus is the source of this 1041-nucleotide messenger RNA. RefSeq lists its product as uncharacterized. The transcript is spliced from 8 exons. Lineage: Eukaryota; Fungi; Basidiomycota; Agaricomycetes; Boletales; Suillaceae. The record is from RefSeq and is a predicted model, not a curated record. Bases 1 to 1041 code for a protein of 346 amino acids.
AUGUGUCUGUGGUGUGCCACGCGCCCCAACACCCAGAGUCACAGGAAAAUGAAAGAGCCCUUCUCGUGGAUGGCUUCUGUUACCUGCAGUUGGGACAUGAAACCAUGGUUCGAACCGGACUUUUGGUCCGGUUCUCCGUGGUUCGGUCCACGGUUCUCACACCAGCCAGAACUGGACCGGAAAAUGGUUCUCGGUUCCAGGUCUUCCCCAAUGGUCCCAUUCUGGUUCGGCCUUGCCGAACCAUUCCAAACUGUUAUUGACUUUGACUUUGACUGUGACAACUUCAGUCUCCAUGUCAAACUGUUGUCUUCAGGAUUCGCACUACUGGUUAAUCAGGCUACCUUUAGCCUUUUUGAAGAAUCAUGUGUUGUCAAGGCGCACAUCAUACUCAUGGAAGCAUCGGCACUGGAACAAAUGACCGCACAACCCAUCACACACCAUGCCACCUGCGCUUAUGUUGAUUUAUCAUCUUCGCUAGCGCUCAGCGUUCAUUUCUGUGUGCUCGUGCACAUCUAUGACCACCACACUGCAUCCGAUACCACCAGCACCAUGCGCAAAUGCCCAACACACGCCAGCAAACGGCACCAGGACACCAAAGAUGAGAAAAGGAUGAGAUGCGGCACUCAUUCUUGCUCACAUGCAGCACAUGUAGACUCGACUCUGGAUGAGGAGUUGCAUGUCUUACAUGCAGCCUUCAUUGCCAAGAACUGCACCGUCCUCACUUCCUACUUUCACGUUCCUCCAGGCACAUCAGCAUCUUCAGCAGCUACAGAGGCAGAGAUGGUUUGGACCAGAAAAAAACCGAACCAGACCACAGAGAACAGUUCUCUGUGGUCCGGUUCGGGGUUCGAAGAUUUUGCAGAACCAGACCAUGGUCCAGUUCUCGGUUCUCAUCCAGGACCCUCUGAACUGGACCGAACUGGACCAUGGCAGCACUACUUGGGCAUUGUUGGCAGGAAUGAAGCCAUGGGCAGCCAUGCGAGCAGUGUCCACGGAGGAUGCAAGUGGGAGGAGAAUGCGAGAUGGGAGAGCAGGGUCUGA